GAAGAGCGCGUGGCUGGCAGGGAAGAGCCUGCUGCAGUCUACGCAGGUGCUGGCUCAUUUUGACGAGACGGCACCGAUCGUGCUGUCUUGUGAUGCCUCUCCCUACGGGGUUGGGUGUGUCUUGAGCGUGGUUGACAAGCGCCUGGGAGAGAGGCCGGUAGCCUUCUACUCGAAAUCGCUCACAGACACGCAGAAACGAUAUUCACAGACGGACCGGGAAGGAUUGGCGGUGAUUCUGGGGGUCCGCCGCUUUCAUCAUUGGUUGGCAGGUCGGAAAUUUGUUAUCCGGACCGAUCAUAAGCCCCUCCUGGGCAUGCUGGGGGAGAAUAAGCCGCUGUCCAUGAUGGCUUCACCGCGAGUGACUCGAUGGGCAAUGUUGUUGUCGGGCUAUCAGUACAAGCUAGAGUAUGUACCAGGAUCGAGACAGGGACAUUGCGAUGGUCUCAGCCGUUUGCCUCUUCCGACAGCUGCUGGAGACUUGCCAGAGCCCGGCGAGACUCUGCACCUGGUGGAGAUGAUGGACGCUUCGCCAGUGACCGCCGCUGUGGUUCGACUGGCGACUGAACGUGACGCCACCCUCAGCAGAGUGCUGCAGUACACCCGAGACGGCUGGCCUGAGGACAAGAGCGGCGAGUCACCGGAGUUAAGUGCAUAUCGCAUGAAGCAAGGUGUCGGGACUGGCCGGCGUCGGCAGGACAACACGCUGGCUACCCGGACACUGCAUCAACAUCUCGGGACUCAAGCUCACGGUCCGGCUGGACGACGGACGAAUCCUCCAGCGCCAUCUGGACCAGGUGGUCCCGAGAGCGGUCGCCGGGAGCCAGGCCGUCCGACAGCCGACGGACUGGACGGCGGCGCCGCGGCCUCCUCAAACGCCGCCGACGUCGCUGCCGACAACUCCAACGUCGCAGGCGACGCCUUCGCCGCCGACGCCCUCACCGCCGACGCCUUCACCGCCGACUCCCACGCCGCUUCCGCCACCGCUAGCGGAAUGUCCGGAACGGGAGAGGCCUUCGUUUCCCUCCCCAGUGGGGCGGCCGGCUCGUGGGUUGGAGGGACGGGGUGAGCUCAACUCGCGAUUGAAGUGUGACGUCCAAUUGUCGCGUGGCGAGAGUGUUGAGUGUCGCGAGCCUGUGUCAGCGCCGCAGGUACCGCGCUAUAACCUGAUACCGAGAAAAUAGUUGUUAACUAGGGGGGAGGAAUGUGGUAGAUUGUCACACAGCCUCUGGGCUGGCGUGCCUGGGUGCGCCACUGGCCGCCCUAUCCGUCGUCCCUGAGAGCGGGCUUGCGCUCGCUCGACCUAUAGCCCGGGGCGCCCAGCUGUGCGGUGUGGGUUGAGUCGGGUCAGCUGAUC
This is a messenger RNA of Amphibalanus amphitrite, 1354 nucleotides long. RefSeq lists its product as uncharacterized. Bases 314 to 1066 code for a protein of 250 amino acids. The transcript has 2 exons. Lineage: Eukaryota; Metazoa; Arthropoda; Thecostraca; Balanomorpha; Balanidae. The record is from RefSeq and is a predicted model, not a curated record.